Molecule: messenger RNA, 3819 nt
Organism: Ruditapes philippinarum (Manila clam)
Lineage: Eukaryota; Metazoa; Mollusca; Bivalvia; Venerida; Veneridae
Product: phosphorylase b kinase gamma catalytic chain, skeletal muscle/heart isoform-like
Exons: 10
Coding region: 213-1526 (437 amino acids)
Biological process (GO): protein phosphorylation; glycogen biosynthetic process
Cellular component (GO): phosphorylase kinase complex
Molecular function (GO): calmodulin binding; ATP binding; phosphorylase kinase activity
Source: RefSeq, a predicted model, not a curated record
CACAAGUGUGAUAUGGAGUAAUCAUUUAAUAGUUUGUGAAUAUAUAAGGAUUAAUAUUUAGAGUUGAUUUAUUGGGAUUUAUAAUACAUUGAACUUCUUAAAGCUGUGAGAGAAUUUUUUUUAAGGAAAUUUAUUUAAAAAAAGGACAUAUAAAUUAUAUGAAUUCAACUUAAGAAUGGUUUUAGUGGAUAGGGGUGGGUAAAGCCAACACUAUGGUUAAGUCAUUGAAAGAGGAUCUGUUUAGCUUUAAAAACAGUGAUUGUGUCAAAGGGAUUAGUGAUUGCCGUAAACAAAUGGAGGACCCUAAUAAUAAUAUAGAGACAUGUCCUCGUGUGGAGAGAUCUGACCCAGGGAUCGGGACAUCUGAUAGUAAAUAUCAACCCCUAGAUAAUGUUAACCUUGUGUUCACAAGUAAUGGAGAAAACUUUUCAAUCACUCUUCAUGAGGUUAUAGGAAGGGGAAUAAGUAGCGUAGUUCGUAGAUGUACGGAAAAGAAUACGGGUAAAGAAUAUGCCGUAAAGAUAAUAGACAUCAGUGGGGAGCGCUCGGACUCGUACCAGGCAGAACAGACCAAGGAGGACACUAUACGAGAAAUAAACAUUCUACGUAUGUGUACUGGCCAUGAACAAAUUAUUGAACUCCAUGAUGCUUUUGAAACUCCAACCUUUAUCUUCCUAGUCUUUGAAUUAUGUAAACAGGGUGAAUUAUUUGAUUAUCUAACACAAGUAGUAACAUUGUCAGAGAAAAGAACUAGAGUCAUUAUGAAACAGUUACUAACAGCUGUAGAGUAUUUACAUAGCAAAAAUAUAGUUCAUAGAGAUUUAAAGCCUGAAAAUAUACUCUUAGAUGAUAAUUUGAAUGUGAAGCUAUCUGACUUUGGUUUUGCUACAGUCCUUGGUCCAAAUGAAGAAUUAGCAGAACUCUGCGGAACACCGGGUUACCUUGCACCGGAAGUACUGGCUGUAUCUAUGUACGACAAUGUCCCAGGGUACAGACAUGAGGUAGAUAUGUGGGCGUGUGGUGUAAUUAUGUAUACAUUACUGUGUGGAGCGCCACCUUUCUGGCAUCGAAAACAAAUGCAAAUGUUACGAAUGAUAAUGCAAGGGAAUUAUAAAUUUGGGAGCCCCGAGUGGGACGACGUCAGUCAAUCACCAAAAGAUCUGAUUUCCAAGUUGUUAGUUGUUGACCCUAGAAAAAGACUCACAGCAAAGGAAGCACUGGCGCACACGUUCUUUCAUAUAGAUAUCACUCCAGAGAAGAAAUUCGAAGCCAAGAAACAUUUUAAGGCUGCUGUACUGUGUGUGAAUUUCUUCUACCGACUGAAGUUCUUUUUCAACAACCCACCCCCGGUUUCUAUAGAUGUUCUUCAGACUAAUCCAUAUAGUGUUAAAUUUUGUCGCAAACUUCUCGACGGUUGUGCUUUCAAAAUGUACGGACACUGGGUGAAGAAAGCAGACAAUCAAAACCGUGCGGCUUUGUUUGAGCACGUGCCACGUGAGGAAUGGCAAAGUGAAUUUCCUAGAUGAUAAAAAAUAUUGUUUUAGGAUAAUUUACCGAAUCUUUUAACAAAUCCCGUUCUGGUAGUAGUUCAGCUUCAGAAAAAACAAAAUGUGAUAUCGUAAAAGCUUGUAGUUUAUAAAAACGUUUUAGUGGAACUGAAUUACAGUUUGAAAGGAACAGAAUUGCACUCACAGGUCCCAGUUUGUUUGUUAAAGAACGAUUUAUGUUUGCCUGUUACUGAGCAAAAAAAAAGUAUUUUUACAAUCCUUGCAAUGAAUUAUUCAAUUUGCUGGAAAUGUUUUCUACUUGCAAAUGCACAACAGUAUUGGAUGCACAAUAUUAUUCAUUAAUAUCGCAGAAAAAGGAGAUUUUUUUUUAACUGUUCUUUUUUCAUUCUGAAAAUGUAAAUGCAAAAUUUGCGACAUUUUUGAAUGAGUAUAUCACUAGUCCACAAAACACUGUUAACGUCAGCAUUAUGAUAAUAUUACUGAAGAAAUAGUUGAGCCAAGUGCUAUGUGUUUGUUGGAAUGAUGUCAUGAACUUUUCUGCGAUGUCAUGUGUGAUGUCAUUUAUUUUCUGUUGUCUGCUUUGUUGAAGUUUUUUUAUGUUAAGAUGUUGUUUUUAUACCCCCAAAAACAAGGUUUGGGGGGGUAUAUAGGAGUCACCCGGUGGUCGGUCGGUCGGUCCAGACGUCCGUUGCAUUUUCCUUGUCCGGAGCAUAACUUGAAGACUAAUGAUUGGAAUUCAAUAUAACUACACGCAAUGGUCAAGCACAUUGAGAGGAAGUGCAGUGCACAAGAACCAUAACUCUAUCUUGGCUAAUUACAGAGUUAUUGCCCUUUGUUACUUUUCCUUGUCCGGGGCAUAACUUGAAAACUACAGGUUGAAAUUCAAAACAACUUCAUACAAUUGUCAAACACAAUAAGGGGAAGUGCAGUGCACAAGAACCAUAACUCUAUCUAAAGUAAUUACAGAGUUAUUGCCCUUUGUUACUUUUUCAUUCCUUUCUUUUGUCCAGACCAUAACUUGAAGACUAAUAGUUGGAAUUCAAUAUAACUUCAUACAAUGGUCAAGCACAUUGAGAGAAAGUGCAGUGCACAAGAACUCUAACCCUAUGUUGACUAAUUACAGAGUAAUUGCCCUUGGUUUCUUUUCCUUGUCCGGGGCAUAACUUGAAAGCUACUGGAUGGAAUUCAAAACAACUCAAUACAAUUGUCAAACACAAUAAGGGGAAGUGCAGUGCACAAGAACCAUAACUCUAUCUAAAGUAAUUACAGAGUUAUUGUCCUGUGUUACUUUUCCAUUGCUUUUUUUGUCUGGAGCAUAACUUGAAGAUUAAUAGUUGGAAUUCAAUAUAACUUCAUACAAUGGUCAAGCACAUUGAGAGGAAGUGCAGUGCACAAGAACCAUAACUCCAUCUUGACUAAUUACAGAGUUAUUGCCCUUUGCUACUUUUCCUUGUCCAGAGCAUAAUUUGAAAACUACUGUUUAAAAUUCAAUACAACUUCAUACAGUUGUCAAGGACAUUAAAAGGAUGUGCAGUGCACAAGAGCCAUAACUCCAUUUUGACAAAAUACAGAGUUACUGCCCUUUGAUACUUUUCCUUGUCUGAAGCAUAACUUAAAACAUACUGGUUGGAAUACAAAACAACUUCAUACAAUGGUCAAGCACAAUAAGAGGAAGUGCAGUCCAUCUUCAGUAUUUAUAGAGUUAUUGCCCUUUGUUUCUUUUCGUUGUCUUUCUGGACUUAUUACAGAGUAAUUCAAUAAAACUUCAUCAAUGGCCAACCACAUUGAAAGGAAAUGCAACAUACAAGAACCACAACUAUCUAAUUACCCACAACCAUAACUCUAUAUUUCAAUUCUUUUACAAGGUAUUCUGUUACUAGUAACAUCCUCAUUUCUGAAGCAGUCUUGUGGGGGUAUUAAUCACAUUUAGUGAUAGUUCUAGUUGAAUUUUAAGUUAAAAACAGUUAUUUUUCUUCCCUGAAUAAUGCAGAAACAAUUUUUUUAGCUGGUUCCUUGAUUUACAAUCCUGCUCUGGGACAAGAAUUUUAUCAUUUUGAUACUGAUAAAUUAAUUAUUAUACCUGCAUGCCUUAAGAUAAGCCAAACUAUUCCAUGAAAAUCAACUUUGAGAAAAAAAUACUAACAAUUAAAAAAGAUAAAAGAUUCAAAAUUCAAUUAAUAACUUGCAUGUUAUGUGCAAUAAAUGACUGAUUUUGUAGUAUUAUAGAAAAAUCACUGCCUUUGUUAAACAGGUAGUCCAUUUAAUGAUAAAAACUGUAUUGUUUGCAGGGAUUAAAAAGUUCUCAGAAUUC